UUCUAGUAAAACUGUCAUCUGCCGUAUGUAGGCUCCAGUCAUUUUCUAAUAGUGUGUGCAUGAAAUUGACUCAAUAAAAUCAACAUAUGUCGACCUUACAAUGUGUCACAUAGAUAAAUUAUUUCAACGAAUUUCUCCACAAAACUAGGUCAUACCUGCCUUUCUCUCACUUCUCUCUCCCUAUAUAUAUAUAUAUUAUCUAGUCACCCUUGUGUUUGGACCCCUAAUAUUUUGGAUCUGAACUUCGCCCUCUUCAUAUUUUCCUUUGAUAUGGAUUAUGAAACCAAGUUAUGGUUAGUGAUGAUUUUUUUCUUCAGUGCAACAUACAUGCAAUAUUAUUGUGUUGUUGGGAAGCCCCAAGUACCUUGCCUUUUCAUUUUUGGAGACUCUUUAUCUGAUAGUGGAAACAACAACAAUCUACAUACAGAUGCCAAAGUUAAUAACUUGCCUUAUGGGAUUGAUUUUCCACUUGGCCCCACCGGAAGAUUUACCAACGGCCGUACUUCAGUUGAUAUAAUCACUGAGCUUUUGGGAUUGGAAAAUUUUAUCCCGCCCUUUGCAAAUACCGGUGUUUCAGACAUACUCAAAGGCGUGAAUUAUGCAUCCGGCGCAGCGGGGAUUCGCAACGAGACCGGCACACAUUUGGGUGAGGAUAUUAGCUUGGGAUUGCAGUUGCAAAAUCAUAAAGUCAUAGUUUCCCAAAUCACUCAGAAACUUGGAGGCCCUGACCAAGCACAACACCACCUAAAUAAGUGUUUAUAUUAUGUGAAUAUAGGCAGCAAUGACUACUUAAACAAUUACUUCUUACCGGAGCAUUACCCAUCAAGUCGAACGUAUUCUCCUGAACAGUAUGCUGUGGCCCUUGUCCAAGAAUAUGCAAGGAAUUUAAAGGAUUUGCACGCACUUGGGGCAAGGAGGUUUGCCUUGAUAGGCCUGGGACUUAUAGGCUGCAUUCCACAUGAAAUCUCUAUUCAUGGGGAAAAUGGGUCAAUAUGUGUUGACGAGGAAAAUAGAGCAGCACUCAUGUUUAAUGACAAGCUUAAACCAGUAGUUGAUCGUUUCAAUAAAGAAUUACCUGAUGCCAAAUUUAUCUUCAUUAACAGUGCCGUGAUCUCAUUACGAGACUCAAAAGAUUUCAAUACCUCAAAGUUACAAGGGAUUUCAGAAGUUGCUGUGUGCUGCAAAGUGGGGCCGAAUGGGCAGUGUAUCCCUAAUGAGGAGCCAUGCAAGAACAGAAACCUACACGUAUUUUUUGAUGCAUUUCAUCCAUCUGAGAUGACCAACCAACUCAGUGCAAGAAGUGCGUAUAAUGCUCCCAUUCCAACUCUCGCGCACCCAAUGGAUAUCAGUCAUCUUGUUAAGUUAAAAUGAAGAUGGAAACUCUUACAACCGUAUUUAUUUACAUAUGUAUCUGAUUUUUGCCAGAACUUAUAAUAAUCAUAUUGUAGCCGAAGGAGAUUAAUUGCAACCAAUUAUUGGAAUUUCAUUUGCAAUAUUGCAGUGUUAUAUA
Molecule: messenger RNA, 1510 nt
Organism: Glycine soja
Lineage: Eukaryota; Viridiplantae; Streptophyta; Magnoliopsida; Fabales; Fabaceae
Product: GDSL esterase/lipase At1g29670-like
Exons: 5
Coding region: 271-1371 (366 amino acids)
Molecular function (GO): hydrolase activity, acting on ester bonds
Source: RefSeq, a predicted model, not a curated record